Messenger RNA from Ilex paraguariensis (yerba mate), 185 nucleotides. The record is from the annotation of a GenBank genome assembly. Lineage: Eukaryota; Viridiplantae; Streptophyta; Magnoliopsida; Aquifoliales; Aquifoliaceae.
AAGAGGAGGAUGACCUCGCUGAAGACUUCGCUUCCAUAGCUGAACUGGUUCUGUGGCGGCAUGUUUCAAAGAAGAGGAAGGCAGUGGUUGAGCCAUCGUCUGGUGCUACGGAGGGGCUUGAAGAAGUGGAAGGUGUUCCUAAAUGGAUUUCUCUCUUCAAAAGGCAUGCUAAAGGCUUAAAAUAG